This is a messenger RNA of Talaromyces rugulosus, 1365 nucleotides long. RefSeq lists its product as uncharacterized. Bases 1 to 1365 code for a protein of 454 amino acids. Gene Ontology annotation, molecular function: acyl-CoA dehydrogenase activity; flavin adenine dinucleotide binding. Lineage: Eukaryota; Fungi; Ascomycota; Eurotiomycetes; Eurotiales; Trichocomaceae. The transcript has 2 exons. The record is from RefSeq and is a predicted model, not a curated record.
AUGGCCACCUCCCGCGGUGCAGGCUUCUUGGUCAAGCACGUUUCAAGAUCCACAAUUACAACUUCGCGAUGGGCAAUAGCACAAUGCGUACAACAAAAGCCAUGGAAUAACACCACAUUGUAUCGCUCGCGCUUCUCAACAUCCAGUCACCGGCAAAUAAUGGACCUGGCUGGAUUUACUGAGGAACAAUUAACUGUACGUGAAGCGGUCUCACAGAUCUGCUCCAAUUUCCCGUCGACGUACUGGCAGGAAUGCGAUCAGCAUGAAAAAGAUCCAAAGGAAUUUCACGCGGCUUUGGCAAAGGAUGGCUGGCUUGGAAUUGCGCUCCCGGAAGAGCUCGGCGGGUCUGGGUUAGGAAUUUCCGAGGCAACAAUGAUGAUGCAAACGAUCACUCAGUCCGGUGCAGGCAUGGCAGGUGCCCAGUCAAUUCACGCGAAUGUCUACGCAACCCAGCCAUUGGCAAAAUUUGGCACCAAGGAACAGGUCGAAAGGACCAUCCCAAAUAUCAUCAGCGGCAAGUGGCGGACAUGUUUUGGCGUCACCGAGCCUAAUACCGGUCUUGAUACGCUCCGGUUGACAACCACAGCGACAAAAUCCAAAGACGGCAACUCGUAUCUUGUUUCUGGUCAGAAGAUCUGGAUUACUUGUGCACAAGUAGCAUCAGUCAUGAUCUUGUUGGCUCGCACGACUCCCUUGGAUGAAACUAAGAAGCCUAAUGAAGGCCUCUCUAUGUUUGCUAUUGACUUGGAUCGUAGUCGCCCCGGCUUGGAGUUGAAGAAAAUCAAAAAGAUGGGAGGCCGCGCCGUUGACGCAAAUGAAGUUUUCUUCGACAACUAUGAAAUACCUGCCGGUUCUCUGAUUGGGAAAGAAAGCGAUGGUUUCAAGGUGAUUCUUCACGGUAUGAAUGCCGAACGGUGUCUAUUAGCAGGAGAAGCUCUCGGACUCGGAUAUGUCGCUCUAGAAAGGGCUUCGCAGUAUGCUCAAGAGCGAAACGUUUUUGGGCGGCCCAUUGGCAAGAACCAGGCCAUUGCCCACCCUCUUGCCGACGCUUAUAUGAGACUUGAAGCAGCCAAGCUGGCGACAUAUCACGCUGCUCGGAUGUAUGAUGCCUCCAAAACAGAUAGCUCGAUCUCCUUCCAGGCUGUCGGGACUGCUUGUAACAGUGCCAAGUACCUCGCUGCUGAGGCUGCAUACACUGCCUGCGAGCGUGCCGUUAUGACACAUGGGGGCAUGGGCUAUGCUGUGGAGUAUGAUGUCGAAAGAUGGUUACGAGAAUGUUUUGUGCCGCGCAUUGCUCCUGUUAGCCGUGAAAUGAUCCUGAACUACAUCAGUGAGAAGGUGCUACAGCUACCUAGAAGCUACUAA